ACCACCACCAUGCCCUCUGCUGCCGCCCUGCUCCGAGGGCAGAUCGCCGUGUUGGACACCCAGCUACGCCCUCUCCGCCAGCAAAUCGCCGUUCUGGACGCCGAAAGGGCGCAGCUCGCUGCCCAGCUCGACGACAUCAAGUAUCCGAUCCUGACUCUCCCCGACGACGUCACGCUCCGGAUCUGGUCGUUCGUGCUCAACCCGUGGAAUCCUUUCUACGAAUACGAUGCGUUCGCGCCGGCGCAGCCGGCCAUAGUGGUGGCGAGUGUGUGCCGCGCCUGGCGGGCUCUGGCGUUGUCGACGACCGCCCCGUGGGCCACGAUCACGGCGUCGUGGGAACACACCAAGCCCGAGGAUUGCACCGCGCUGGUGUCGCUGUUCUUGCGGCGCUCCGGCAGCACGCGGCCGCUCGACGCCGACUUUCAGUUCCCCGGCGGACCCGAGCACAGUUGGACGGUUACUGACGCAUUUCGGGUGCUGCAGCCCGCCGCGGGCCGGUUGCGUCGGCUGCGCAUAUCGUUCGACGAGGACGAGUACGACGCGGUGGCCCUGGACUGCAACCUUCUGCCGGCCGCGCUGCCCGCACUCGAAGUCCUCGACCUCCGAUUCUUCAGCCUGGCCGCUGACACCGCCACGAGUAUCUUCACACCGAAACUCCGCACCCUGUGCGUUGCGUCGGCCGAAGUCGCGCUGCCUCUCGGCCUGUCGCUGGACAACCUUGUGACGCUCAUGCUUGUCCGCGUGCGGCUGCCGCAGACCGUCGAUUUGCUCCGCGAAACUCCUCGGCUGGAGACGCUCCAUCUGGCGGCCGGCCGGCCCGAGGAGGGCGGGUACGGGACCGUGGGAGGCGCAGGUGUGGUGCUCUCGCAUCUCCGCGAGCUCUGGUGCAUGCACGACAAAUGGGACGCACUCUUGGACCGCCUCACACUACCUGCCCUCGAAACGGUGACACUACGCCGUCUCCGGGACGUCGGAUCCGUAGCUUUCAUCGCCCUCAUCCAGCGCUCGGCCCCGUCCGCCCUGCGCUCCAUCACCCUGGUAGACGUCACCUCCGCCGCCGGCGGGCCGAUUAUGGCCGCGCUGCCGCCCACCGUCGCGGCCCUCAAGCUGGACAGCCUCUCCUGGGACUCCCACGGGAUCUACCUGUUCUGCCGGGCCGUCCGCCGGCGGCACUGCCUCCGCGGGCUCGAGCACCUGCACGUCGUGCAGCCGCACACCGGCCGCGCGAGCGUCUCGAGUGUCGGGAUGUGGGUCGACAUGGUCGCGGCCCGGUGGGGCGGCUGGGCCCCGCCGGAGUCCGGAGGACGACGACUCGGACGUGGAUAUGGACGCCGCGGCCGGAGACGGCCCGAAGCCCCCGGCGGCGCGCCUCAAGUCGUUCGCCCUGGAGCUCACACCGGCUGCCGACGUGGCGCCCCUCCUCGACCCGUUGCGCAGGAUGCAGGCGCAGGGGCUGGACGUUAG
Molecule: messenger RNA, 1464 nt
Organism: Mycena indigotica
Lineage: Eukaryota; Fungi; Basidiomycota; Agaricomycetes; Agaricales; Mycenaceae
Product: F-box domain-containing protein
Exons: 1
Coding region: 10-1464 (484 amino acids)
Source: RefSeq, a predicted model, not a curated record